CGCAUGCGCCGUUAGCACUCGCUGCUGCGCGGCCAGCGGCGGGAUUGGCUUGGGGAGUCUCCGGGACCAAGUGGUGGCAGCGACUCGGACAUCUGAGCUGCCACUGCCGAAAACGGGCCCGCUGAACAGAUAAUCAAUAUGCAUUUUCAAGGCUUUAGGCUAUGUUUGGGUCUUCUGCUCAUCUCAGUUAAUGCAGAAUUUAUGGAUGAUGGUGCUGAGAUGGAAGAUUUUGAUGAAAAUUCAGAAGAGAUUGAUAUUGAUGAAAAUGAACUUUCUUCAAAGAUUAAAUAUAAGACACCUCAACCUAUAGGUGAAGCAUAUUUUACAGAAACCUUUGAUUCUGGAAGGUUGACUGGGUGGGUCUUAUCAAAGGCAAAGAAAGAUGACACAGAUGCAGAGAUUUCUAUAUAUGACGGAAGAUGGGAAAUUGAAGAAUUGAAAGAAAACCAAGUACCUGGGGACAGAGGCCUGGUAUUAAAAUCUAGAGCAAAGCAUCAUGCAAUCUCUGCUGUAUUAGCCAAACCCUUUAUUUUUGCGGAUAAACCUUUGAUCGUUCAAUAUGAAGUAAAUUUUCAGGAUGGUAUUGAUUGUGGAGGUGCAUACGUUAAACUCCUAGCAGACACUGAUGAUUUGGAUCUGGAAAACUUUUAUGAUAAAACUUCUUAUACCAUCAUGUUUGGACCAGAUAAAUGUGGAGAAGAUUAUAAACUUCAUUUUAUCUUCAGACAUAAGCAUCCUAAAACUGGAGUUUUUGAAGAGAAACAUGCCAAACCUCCAGAUGUAGACCUUAAAAAGUUCUUUACAGACAGGAAGACACAUCUUUAUACCCUUGUGAUGAAUCCAGAUGAUACAUUUGAAGUGUUGAUUGAUCAGGUAGUGGUAAAUAAAGGUAGCCUGUUAGAAGAUGUGGAUCCUCCAAUUAAUCCUCCCAAAGAAAUUGAAGAUCCCAGUGACAGCAAGCCUGAUGAAUGGGAUGAAAGAGCCAAAAUCCCUGAUCCUUCUGCUGUCAAACCAGAUGACUGGGAUGAAAAUGAACCUGCCCAAAUAGAAGAUUCAAGUAUUGUUAAGCCUGAUGGCUGGCUUGAUGAUCAGCCGAAAUUGAUUCCAGAUCCUAAUGCUGAAAAACCUGCUGAUUGGAAUGAAGACAUGGAUGGAGAAUGGGAAGCACCUCAGAUUCCUAAUCCAGCAUGUCAGGUUGGGUGUGGUGAGUGGAAACCUCCCAUGAUAGAUAAUCCUAAAUUCAAAGGAAUUUGGAAACCUCCGAUGAUUGACAAUCCUAAUUACCAGGGAAUUUGGAGUCCUCGAAAAAUUCCUAAUCCUGAUUAUUUUGAGGAUGAUCAUCCAUUUCUUCUGACACCUUUCAGUGCUCUUGGUUUAGAGCUUUGGUCUAUGACCUCUGACAUCUACUUUGAUAAUUUUAUUAUCUGUUCAGAAAAAGAAGUAGCAAAUCAGUGGGCUGAAGAUGGUUGGGGCAUGAAAACAAUGGUAGCAAAUGCUAAUGAGCCUGGUGUGUUUAAACAGUUAGUGACAGCUGCUGAAGAGCGCCCAUGGCUUUGGCUCAUUUAUCUGGUAACAGCAGGGUUGCCAGUUAUAUUAAUUAUUUCAUUUUGUUGGCCAAGAAAAGCAAAGAAAAAAUAUGAAGAUGCAGAGUAUAAAAAGACUGACAUAUGUAAACCACAAACAAAAGCAUCCCUAGAACAAGAAGUGAAGGAAGAGAAACCAGCCCUGGAGAAACCAGUAGACGUAGAAGAGGAAAAAAAGCAGAGUGAUGGUGAAAUUCUUAAAAAAGAAGAGGAAGGAGAACCUGAGGAAAAGCGUGAAGAAGAAACAGAAAUCAUCGAAGGGCAAGAAGAUGGUAAUAAAUCAAAUACUUCUGGAUCAGAAGAUGAGAUGAAGGAAGCAGAUGAGAGCACAGAGUCUGGAGAUGGGCUGGAAAAGUCAGUACGAAAACGAAGAGUACGAAAGGACUAAACUAUUUCCAAGUAUUUUUAGCUGAGGGGAUAUUUGGCAUUCUAAGAAUCAGUGUGCCACAACUGAACUUGAAUCAUUCUUCAUGUCUGCUUUCUAAUAUCCAACAUUAUUAUUCUUUCAUAUACUUAUUUUAGGCUUUCUUUUCAAGGAAAAAUAAACUAACUCUGAAGUUACUUGGUCUUUUCACUUAGAAUAAAAGAAGAAUGGCAAGUUUCAUAACAGCCUUAAGAGAUUAAUAUCAUUAGAAUAUCAUUAAAGUUUUAGUAGUUUGGAGUUAGUUUUGGUUUAUACAGAGCAAAAUACUAUGCAGUAGUAGCUUGAGUCCUAUUGGAAAAAUAAUUUUUGGAAUUUCCACUUUCAAUUUGCUAUAGUACAACACAACUGGCAAUUCUCUAGGAAGCUCAAAGAGUUUUCUGUUGUACAGAGCUAAAUGCAAUAAAGUUUAUAUAUGGUUAUUUGA
Molecule: messenger RNA, 2431 nt
Organism: Elephantulus edwardii (Cape elephant shrew)
Lineage: Eukaryota; Metazoa; Chordata; Mammalia; Macroscelidea; Macroscelididae
Gene: CLGN
Product: calmegin
Exons: 15
Coding region: 139-1971 (610 amino acids)
Biological process (GO): protein folding
Cellular component (GO): endoplasmic reticulum; endoplasmic reticulum membrane
Molecular function (GO): calcium ion binding
Source: RefSeq, a predicted model, not a curated record